This is a messenger RNA of Aplysia californica (California sea hare), 1955 nucleotides long. Its product is annotated as hyperpolarizaion-activated cyclic nucleotide-gated cation channel. Gene Ontology annotation, cellular component: membrane. Gene Ontology annotation, molecular function: monoatomic ion channel activity. Lineage: Eukaryota; Metazoa; Mollusca; Gastropoda; Aplysiida; Aplysiidae. Gene Ontology annotation, biological process: transmembrane transport; monoatomic ion transport. The record is from RefSeq and is marked provisional.
GUGCCCACAACGGCGGAGUGUCAGGUAACACCGGUGCAGCAGCGGCACCAGUCGACGGCAGCGCGAACGGCACCAGCAACACGUCCUCCCUGGGACCAACUAGUGGCGCCGGGAUCGUAGCAGGCCACGGGAACCCGUCCAUCACUAUCACACUCGACUCCGACUCGGAUUCUGUCUACAGUGACUACCUGAGCCCCGAAAUUAAUUAUAAGGACUGCCCAUGGGGCAGGAAUGCGUGGCUGGAGAGGCGGGCGGGGCGGCCUCCAAGGCGAGCAGCACCACCAGCUAUCUCAAGGACCAGAUCCUUAACUUCUUCCAGCCCUCGGACAACAAGCUCGCCAUGAAGCUCUUCGGCAACAAGAACGCCCUCAUCAAGGAGAAGAUGCGCCACAAGCGGGUGGGCAACUGGGUUAUACAUCCCUGCAGCAACUUCAGGUUCUACUGGGACCUGUUUAUGCUGGUGUUGCUGAUUGCUAACUUGAUCAUCCUGCCUGUGGCCAUUUCCUUCUUCAAUGACGACCUGAGCACCCACUGGAUCGUGUUUAACUGCAUCUCGGACACUGUCUUCUUCCUAGACAUCGUGAUCAACUUCAGGACAGGCAUCAUCUUGAACGACUUCGCAGACGAGAUUAUCCUGGACCCGAAGCUGAUCGCCAAGCAAUACAUGAAGACCUGGUUCUUCCUGGAUCUGCUGAGCUCUGUGCCUAUGGACUAUAUUUUCCUCAUGUGGGACGCAGAGGCGGAUUUCAACCAACUGUUCCAUGCAGGCCGAGCCUUGCGCAUGCUCAGACUGGCAAAGCUCCUGAGUUUGCUGAGAUUGUUGCGACUGUCCAGACUGGUGAGAUACGUACAGCAAUGGGAAGAGUUUCUAGCCAUAGCAGGGAAGUUCAUGCGCAUCUUCAACCUGAUCUGCCUCAUGUUUCUUCUGGGUCACUGGAAUGGCUGCCUGCAGUUCCUGGUGCCCCUUAUUCAGGAUUUCCCAAAAGAUUGCUGGGUCUCCAUAGAGGGGCUGCAGGAAGCGCAUUGGGCAGAACAGUAUACAUGGGCUUUAUUCAAGGCGUUAUCCCACAUGCUGUGUAUCGGAUACGGCCGAUUCCCACCCCAGAACAUGUCGGAUACCUGGCUCACCAUCCUGAGCAUGCUCAGUGGCGCGACCUGUUACGCACUGUUCCUGGCUCACACCACCACGCUCAUACAGUCCUUUGACACCUCGAGACGCCUGUACAAUGAAAAGUUCAAGCAAGUGGAGGAGUACAUGGUAUACCGGAAGUUACCCCGGAGUCUACGUCAGAGGAUAACGGACUACUACGAGCAUCGAUACCAAGGCAAAAUGUUUGACGAAGAGACGAUACUCUCCGAGCUCAACGAGUGUCUCAAACACGAGGUUGUGAACCACAACUGUCGCUCUCUGGUGGCAUCGGUGCCCUUCUUUACCAACGCCGAUCCGGCCUUUGUGUCGGAGGUAGUGAGCAAGCUCAAGUUUGAGGGAACAUUUGGCAUGAUGGAAAUCUGUCUACUGACCAACGCCCGGCGCGUGGCCAGUGUCCGAGCGGAGACGUACGCCUGCCUGUACUCUCUGGCCGUGGAACACUUCACGGCGGUGCUGGAGCGCUAUCCCGUCAUGAGACGCACCAUGGAGAGCGUGGCGGCCGAGCGACUCACCAAGAUCGGCAAGAACCCCAGCAUCGUCAGCAGUCGCGCCGAUCUGGAGGAGGACCAGAAGAUGGUUAAUGAGAUCGUCAUGGAGUCCACGCCCAUCCCCACUAGCGCGAGUGAAGACGAAGACCGGGACUCCGACGAGAGCUCGGAUGGGAGCAAACAGAAGAAAAAGACAGCGUUCAAGUUUGACUUCUCUACGAAGCUGCAUAAGAUUUCAGAAGAGAAGAAGAAUAAGUCGCCGAAGGAGCACAGUAAGGAGAGGGAUCUCCUAGAGUUCGGGGAGACGAAGCACCACC